Molecule: messenger RNA, 1598 nt
Organism: Lotus japonicus
Lineage: Eukaryota; Viridiplantae; Streptophyta; Magnoliopsida; Fabales; Fabaceae
Product: phosphoenolpyruvate/phosphate translocator 1, chloroplastic-like
Exons: 9
Coding region: 51-1232 (393 amino acids)
Biological process (GO): transmembrane transport
Cellular component (GO): membrane; Golgi apparatus
Molecular function (GO): antiporter activity
Source: RefSeq, a predicted model, not a curated record
UCCCUCCCUCCCACCAAAACCAGACACGGCCUUUCCGAUCUCCCUCGAAAAUGCAGAGCGCGGUGGUUUUACCUCUCUCCCAUUCCCUCUCCGUCCACAAAACUCGAACCCGCUUCCUCACUUCCCAUUUUCCCAUUCCUUCUUCCAUUCCCAACCUCAAUGCAUCUUCCUCCUCCUCUUCCUUUCCGCGUUUCGCUUCUUCCAAAUGGACAGCGACACCCUCCGCCUCCACCUUCCGAAUCAACGCAACCGCCAGCACCACCACCGCCUCCUCCUCCUCCGAUAACAGCAGCAGCGGAAGCGGUAGUUUGUUGAAAACUCUGGAGCUGGGAGCCUUGUUUAGCCUAUGGAUCAUCUUCAACAUCUAUUUCAACAUUUACAACAAACAGGUUUUACAAGUUUACCAUUUCCCUGCAACUCUAACUGCUAUUCAAUUCGCUGUGGGGACUCUCAUUGUUUUCUUCAUGUGGAUUUUCAAUCUCUACAAGAGGCCCAAAAUUAGUGCAGCCCAGCUAGCAGCAAUAGUUCCACUGGCUCUGGUUCAUACUUUGGGGAACCUUUUCACUAACAUGAGUCUCGGAAAAGUCGCCGUGUCUUUCACUCACACCAUCAAAGCUAUGGAGCCUUUCUUUUCAGUCAUCCUCUCUGCUAUGUUCCUUGGAGAGAUGCCUACAGCAUGGGUGGUUGCUUCCCUUGUGCCUGUUGUUGGUGGGGUGGGGCUGGCGUCUUUUACAGAGGCCUCCUUCAAUUGGGCUGGGUUUUGGAGUGCAAUGGCUUCCAAUUUGUCAAAUCAAUCUCGUAAUGUUCUUAGCAAAAAGCUCAUGGUCAAGAAGGAGGAACAGGAACCCAUAGACAACAUAACCCUCUUCUCAAUAAUUACAGUUUUGUCAUUCUUGUUAUCAGCACCUGUAACCAUCUUCAUGGAGGGUGUCAAAUUUACCCCUGCUUACCUUCAAUCCGCGGGAUUAAAUGUUCAACAAGUGUACACCAGAAUUCUUAUUGCUGCACUAUGUUUCCAUGUAUAUCAGCAAGUUGCUUAUAUGAUACUGCAGAGAGUAUCACCUGUCACCCACUCUGUGGCAAACUGUAUGAAGCGUGUGGUGGUCAUCGUCAGCGCUGUCAUCUUCUUCCAAACACCUGUCUCACCAAUUAACGCAUUUGGGACUGCUAUAGCUCUUGCUGGUGUUUUCCUCUAUUCCAGGGUGAAGCAAAUUAAGCCCAAGACGGCUUGAUUAUCAAAUUUUGCAUCUUGCAUAACAUACCCCGUAUGUGUGAAUUUCUUUAUAGGUCAGAUAGGGAUUGACUAUUGAGGUUACCGAUCUUAACCCCUUUUUAGGAUUGAAAUAUUUUAUACCCAAAAUGGUGUCUCAAUUUCAUUGUCUAGCUUAGAGGCGCCUAAUGGUUUGGCUCUAUGAAAAAAAUAUCAUCAUCUAGUGUAUUUUUUACUUUUUUUAUCACAUUAUCUAGUUGUUUUUAAUGUAAAUUCAUUUAAUAAAUCUUGGCAAGAUUCACAGCUGUAAAUGUCUUAUAAGUUGAGAAUUACUGUGUAAUAUUACCUAUCCAAUCUGUCAAAAAAAAAAACAAUAUUACCUAUCCAA